Messenger RNA from Candidula unifasciata, 169 nucleotides. NCBI's taxonomy places the organism in Eukaryota, Metazoa, Mollusca, Gastropoda, Stylommatophora, Geomitridae. The record is from the annotation of a GenBank genome assembly.
GGCAGCACAGAAGCUUGGAAAAAAGAAGAAACGUCAGCAUUCACAGGAUCAAGAGCCACAACCCACAUAUCCCACAAAUUUUGCUGAGAUCAUCCGACUUUCUCCCCCACCCGCCCCGCCAUGUUUGCUGAGGACUGUGGGUCGCCUGCAGAACCCGGGGAUGGGGAAG